AUGCUCCGUCACCUCGUUGCUAUAGCUGAUGAUCUUCUUCCUCGUGUUUCUGGCCGUCCUGAUUAUCUUCGUCUUAAUGUUCAUCGCGAUCUCCGUAACCCUGGGGAUCGUUCUCUUCGUAAUCGUGUUGAUGAACUUGUUCUUGAUCUUCUUCUUAAUCAUGAUCUUCUUAGUUAUCUUACUCAUUAUGAAUAUGAUGAUGUUAUCUAUAGGCAUCGUCAUUAUCUUGUAGAUGAUCUGCUUGAUCGUAUGUGUGAUUAUCUUCGUUGUCGUCUCGAUAAUUCUCGUCGUGUUCUUCGUAAUAAUGACGAUCUUGAUGAUAAUGAUAAUUAUGCUGGUCAUGGUUAUAUUGAUCUUUAUGAUAAUCAUCGGUAUGUUUCUCGUGACGGUAAUGACGUUCUCCGUUUUGUUCUUGGUGCUCGUCCUAGUGGUGGUUAUUAUUAUGCAAGUGAUACUCACUAUCUUGAUAUUGUUGUUUGUACGCUGCAUGCUGCUCGUGCUGCGCUGAUAGACUAG
Rotaria sp. Silwood2 is the source of this 516-nucleotide messenger RNA. NCBI's taxonomy places the organism in Eukaryota, Metazoa, Rotifera, Eurotatoria, Philodinida, Philodinidae. The record is from the annotation of a GenBank genome assembly.